Tripterygium wilfordii is the source of this 3312-nucleotide messenger RNA. Its product is annotated as pentatricopeptide repeat-containing protein At1g55630-like. The record is from RefSeq and is a predicted model, not a curated record. The coding region runs from base 486 to 1946 and encodes 486 amino acids. Gene Ontology annotation, molecular function: protein binding. Lineage: Eukaryota; Viridiplantae; Streptophyta; Magnoliopsida; Celastrales; Celastraceae. The transcript has 2 exons.
UAUGAGGUGUAAAAUUGCAUUUACGAAGAAUAAAAAGGGCUUUUUUAGUACCCCAGAGGAGUUACCGUUGCCACAGCAAUUGCUGUUUUGUCUACUUGCUCCGAAACAGCUCCUCUUCAAUUGUUCUAGCAAAACCCUGGGCGGGACUUUGAACGGAUCAGAAGAGCCAAUUUUUCCGCCCCCGAAGAGCUUUUUCUCGGGUAAGUUCUUGCUUUCUGUCGCGAGUGUCUUCAACCUCUUAUAAGCCAGACUCUUAUAGAGCGUGAGGGAAAUGUCUUUUUAAUGAUCGUUAUCUGUUCGAUCAAAUUCCUGGCAAGCAGUUGGGUCCUUUUAGUUGAAUGGGUGUGUCUCAGGUUGGACAUACGAACCUUUUGUCAUCUCUCUUUGUUCGGAUAUCCUACUCUGUUUGUGGGUUUCGUGUAUUUUCUGAGUUUUGUACGGUUACAGAGAUAAGGGGAUAUUCUACUGUCUACUAGACAUUGAGAAUGAAUUAUAUUUCCCGGUUCGGUACCAAGACAAUUCAUAAAGUUUCCCGUGCUUUCUUUAUUUCACGAAAUUUGUGUGACUAUAGCUUUGAUGGGGAUAAGAGUGAUGGUGGGUUUGGGUUCGUUGAGGAACCUUUGAAGAAGACGUGGAGAAAUCGAGAUUACAUUGAAUUGGGUGAAAAUCCCGAUACAUGGGAGUAUGAAGACCCUGCCGAACAGAGUUUCUCAUUGAGGCGGAGUUUCAUGGAUCACGAGAGGAGUGAAGCUACGAGGGUUCUUGACAUAUUAAAACGAGAUGGACUUGGAUUUGAUGCAAAAUCAGAAUUAAAUAAGUUGCAGAUAACGGUCUCGGGGCUUCUUGUGAGGCAUGUUCUUGUAGGAAUUUUGAGAAGCAUAAAUCAUGAGAAUAAGACUAGAUGUGUGAAGUUGGGGUAUAAGUUUUUUGUGUGGUCUGGUCAGCAGGAAAAUUACCGACACACGGCAAAUGCAUACCAUUUGAUAUUAAAGAUAUUUUCUAAGUGUGAAGAGUUUAAGGCAAUGUGGAGGCUAGUAGAUGAGAUGAUUGAGAGUGGUUUCCCAACAACGGCACGGACAUUUAACAUAUUGAUAUGUGCUUGUGGUGAGGCAGGCUUGGCCAGGAACGUAGUGGAGACGUUCGUUAAGUCAAAGACGUUCAACUACAGACCAUUUAAACACUCUUAUAAUGCAAUUCUUCAUUCACUUCUUAUGAUCAACCAAUACCGGUUGAUUGAGUGGGUUUAUCAGCAUAUGUUAGUUGAUGGUCAUUCCCCAGAUAUUCUGACUUAUAACGUUGUUAUGUUUGCGAACUAUCGAUUAGGAAAAUUGGAUCAGUUUUAUAAGUUGCUUGAUGAAAUGGAUAGGAAUGGAUUUCCCCCUGAUUUUCAUACGUAUAAUAUGCUUCUCCAUGUUCUUGGUAAAGGUGACAAACCACUUGCUGCACUAAAUCUUUUGAACUAUAUGAAGGAGGUGGGUCUUUGUCCUAAUGUUCUUCAUUUCACCACAUUGAUAGAUGGACUUAGUCGAGCUGGGAAUUUGGAUGCGAGCAAGCACUUUUUUGAUGAAAUGAUAAGGAACGGGUGCAUGCCGGAUGUGGUUUGUUAUACUGUGAUGAUCACAGGGUACAUAGUGGCAGGUGAGCUUGAGAAUGCCCAAGUAAUGUUUGAUGAGAUGAUUAGCAAGGGGCAGUUACCCAAUGUGUUCACGUAUAAUUCUAUGAUUCGAGGAUUUUGUAUGGCUGGGAAAUUUGAGGAGGCAUGCUCCAUGCUUAAGGAGAUGGAAUCGAGAGGAUGUAAUCCUAACUUUCUUGUGUACAAUACGUUAGUGAGUAAUUUGCAAAAUGCUGGAAAACUUUCUGAAGCACAUGAGAUCAUAAGAGACAUGGGAGAGAAGGGACAAUAUGUCCACCUUCUUUCAAAGAUGAAGGGAUACAGGAGAUGCUAGCUUCUUGUAUUGUUUGCUAUGAUACUCGAUUGUACUUUGAUCCAAAAUACUUGUUCAUUCAGUGCAGUUCAUGCCGCCUGUCUUUUUCCUGUAGGAGAUGCAUGGAAAAAGUAAGAAUGCUGAGCUCCCCUGGGUUUAGAAGAAUCCUGAUGCAACUUGGGUGGCAAACUCCAACAAUUUGGGUAAAACUUCAUCAAGUCGAGUUUAAAAGUGUGAUAACAACUUGCUCAAUUAUCUCAUUUACUUUUUCCUUUUUUGAAUGGUGAAAUUCUUUGUUCUAUGACGUGUGGGUCCCUUCAAUUUUUUUUGGAUCACUGAUCCUAACAUAAUUUAAGGCUAAAAUAUUUAUCAAUCAUCAGCAUAUAUUGGAUUACUUGUGAAAUCCAUUAACUUGACCAAGCUGGACUUUGAGAUGUCUAAAUAAUUUCACUAGUUUCUGUUGUCCCUUGUGACCAUAGGCACGUGGUGUUCCCAAUUAGCGAUGAGUAAAACUAUUACAACUUAACCGUGGAAGUUUAAUGUAAAACCUGCUAUGCUCUUGAUUUCCUAUGACUUCCUGUUAUUGGAGAUGAAACUCGCUUGCAUGGCUUGAAGUUUUCAUUAGAAGCUGUAAGGUUUUCACAUGGGCAUGAUGUUUAAUUUUACAGAUGCAUUCUUGAGCCAUAUUCCUCGUGAUUUGAGAUAUGAAGUGGUUUAGAAAUAGAUAUGUCGACUCUUUUGAGCAGCAACUUUCCUUGUUCAGAUGUCAAAUAGCUUUGACAUUUACGUAUGCAGGACUUUAUCUUUGUAGAUUAUUUACCGUGUCACUGGUUGCGGUGCUUUCUGAUCGUCCGAUUCUGUACUUUGAUCAAGUAUUUGAAAACAGUAGAAAACUCGUUUAUAGUUGAGAUAUUUUUGCCGCGAUAACGUUGCUGCUAAUUUCCAUUUAUGCCUUGCUAUGGUGCCGGCCAUAGACAUUAUGAAUCAAUCAUCCAUGUUUGAAACAAAAAUGAAUUGAUCUACUAACUUAUUUAGCUUAUAAAUGACAUCAAGAAUUAUUGUUAUUAUUGUUGUUGUUGUAUUUGAUUUAUUAUAUUGAGUCGGAAUGGAAUAUUAAAAGGAGUAGGCUUUGCUAAUAUUAUCCAGGCUCCUUGCUGGCAAUGCGCUUGAAGAGUUGAAAGCCGCGCGGCAUGCUUGGUCAAUGCCGUCAUCUUCCACCUAAACAAGUCCACUGCGUUAUAUUUUAUUUGUCCAAACUCUAAAGCAUGGCUUUUGUCGCUGUGAUGACAUGAAUGGCCUGACAAGACAAAAGAGAUACUAGUCCAUACUCCCCUUUUAAGUUUUUAACAUUAUCAAUUCAAAAUUUCCUACUAAUUUUAGUGAACUG